Suillus discolor is the source of this 1859-nucleotide messenger RNA. Its product is annotated as glycoside hydrolase family 30 protein. Gene Ontology annotation, biological process: glucosylceramide catabolic process. Bases 1 to 1551 code for a protein of 516 amino acids. The transcript is spliced from 14 exons. Lineage: Eukaryota; Fungi; Basidiomycota; Agaricomycetes; Boletales; Suillaceae. The record is from RefSeq and is a predicted model, not a curated record. Gene Ontology annotation, molecular function: glucosylceramidase activity.
AUGAUGAUGAGGUCCCUCCAAGCCUUUGGCUCCCUGGCACUGCUGCAGACAGUUGCGUCGCAGCAGAUUUGGGACAUCUGGCAAACCACAUGGAAUAGGGACAUGUUAUUCACUUAUUUCCAGCCCAAGGACCCCAUUAACUUCGUUACUCCUGGUGCUAUCGGCAGCGCGGACAUCGUCAUCCACGAUUCCUCAGUAUACCAAACCGUGUAUGGUUUCGGAGGAUCAUUGACCGAUUCUUCUGCUAAGUUAUUCAACAACUUGAAGGUACAAAAUUCUGGAAGCUAUUGGAAGCUCAUGGAUUAUCUAUUUAAUGCUACGGAUGGUGCUAACUCAGCCGGGUUCUCCUAUAUCCGCGUCCCACUUGGGGCGACAGACUUUUCUGCCAAUACCUACAGUUAUGACGAUACCAGUGGAGACACUUCACUGAACAACUUUGACAUCAAUGCUGCACCGUCUGAUGUUUUCUCGGUUAUUCAAGAUAUUAUAUCUAUCAAUCGUAUGGCCAGAUUCCACAUCGUACCAUGGUCGCCGCCUGGUUGGAUGAAGAGCGGGGGGACUAUGCGCGGAGGCUCGCUAAAUACUCAUUAUAUCAACACAAGUGAGCCAUUCGAGUACACCCCCUACAUGGAUGCGCAGCUGACGACAAUUACAGUGGCAAACUACCUCUUGAAGAGCGUGCAGGCAUUCUUGGGUAAGGGGAUUCCGAUUUACGCAAUCAGUAUCCAGAAUGAACCGGAAAACAGCGACUCUACAUACCCGACUUGCAAUAUGACGGUGGCAACUGAGGCUCAGAUUGGGCUGGCUCUGCGCACGUUGUUGAACAAUCAUAGCUUGUCGAGUGUCAAGAUCAUCGGUUACGACCACAAUUGGGUGGAUGCUGCCAACUACCCGGUCCAACUGAUGAAACAAGCUGGAAGUGCCUUCGAUGGGGUAUCUUUCCAUUGUUAUCGGGGUUCCGUUAGUGACCAGGCCUUGUUCACAUCCCAGUAUCCGAACAAGCAAGUGUACUUCACGGAGUGCUCGGGAACCCUUGGCAGUGACUGGUGGAACGAUAUCAAGUGGUAUAUGGAUAGUAUCUUCAUUGGCAGCAUCUCAUAUGGUUCCUCCUCUGGAUUGAUGUGGAAUCUCGCACUUGAUGGCAGCGGCCAGCCAUUACUUCCAGGAACAGGCAGCUGUGGUGGUGGAUGCCGUGGUGUAGUCCAAAUUAACAAUAAUGGGACCUGGAGCGUAAAUCAAGAAUUUUACUCCAUGGCUCAAGCCUCCAAAGCCAUUCUUCCUCGCGACGCCGGCGGUCCAUGGGGCCAGCGAAUUGGUGUGAGCGUCGGUGGGUCGCUUGACUGGGCUCUUGUGGUUGGCGCCUACAAGACGGGUAGGGUUUCAUCGAGCGACUGGAACAGGUACAGCAUCGUCGUACUGAACUGGGAUGACAGUGCGUCCACCACUUGGAAUCCUCAGCCUGUGAAGGCCACUAUCGAGUUUAGAGGUAUGCAAGCUACGUACACAUUCCCCGUUGGUGUCACCACCCUUUGGUGGUAUGCUCCCAACUAGUUGUAUCUUGAUUUUUUGAUAUGUUUUCACGUCCCUGGGUAGCUGUGGUGAUUUAAUGCUGGCUUCUUUUACAUUAUUUGCAUCACUAUCAUAUGUAUCAUGUCGUACAGGACAUGCAAGAGCAUCAAGCCCAAAUUGCAUAUGAUUAUAGGAUUGUGUGUUUCCUUUUCAAUUGUUGUUCUUAUGGUGUCGAGACUCGAGAGAUAUACUCGUACUGAUCUUCGAUACAGCAACUCUUUUAUAAACAACUGCCCACACAGGGGUGGGAUCGAUUUUACCCCUAUCCAAAUCUUCCUCUUUACUGUACC